GCUACAUGUCUAAGUAACAUCCACACAAAUGCCAGAUCCCAACGUUUCGCAGCAGAACACUGAAUUAUCAGAAGAUGCUCGACGUUGUGAACUUUUCCCGUCAGUGGUUUUAAUGUUGUGGCAGAUCGGUGUAAUGUUGCAUUUGACUUCACUCAAUCAAAGUGGAGGAGAAACCUCGGGGUGUCAUCGAACCGUUCGGAGAAUAAAUGUUGUUUUGGAGGUGUCUCCAGCUACAUUUCUGACUUUAUUUCCCACUUCAAGCUAACUGAUGACUCAUGCUGCACUCGGGGGCGUUUUUAUAUCCUCCGCUCGAGUUUCUCAGUGUCAGUCUCAAUGAUCACUGGUUGUUUUUUUUUUGCCUAAUCUUUAUAUGAACAUUGCAGUCUGUGACUCCUUAUUAGACUUUGUGGAAUCAUCGUCUCCUGGUUGUGUAGCCAGGAGGCCUCCUUCUUCUCUUUCUUCUCCUACCUCUCCUUCUUACGUUGCUGUGGGCCGACAGUACUGAGCUGCAACAAACAAGUUAUUUCAGUCGGUCGCUGCCCUUUUUAUAGCCCGGGGUGUAAACUUAUACCAGCCACCUUGAGGCUACAUGGCUGCGCACAUUUCAUUGACGUAUGUUGCGUAGUCACGCUUUCAGAGUGCGGCUAGACCAGAGUUUGCUCGCUGCUGAUCACUAGAUUCCACCGAGGUCUUCAUUUAGCUCGUAAAAACAAAAUUCAAAAUUAAAGCGGAAAUACAUCUAAACGGAUCUCUGCAGGAGCUGAUUUAUCGUUCCACGGCUACGUGCUAAUUUGACACCGCUAGAGUUCAGUAAUGAAUCUGACACCGAGUAGCAACUCACGCUGUAAUCUAAUUUACCUUCCUUCAGUCCAUCAUUAUUUCAUGUAAUUGUGUUAAUACACAUCACGUGUCCCGGUAGCAGUCGCACCUUUAAGCGCGUUUGCCGCGUCGUCGGGUGAUUUGUCAAGGUAGCAAUAAUGAAGCGUGUGCCGUGUUGCAGAGAGGAGUCUGAAGCUGUGCAGCAGUGGAAGCUUAAAAAUAUCCGCGCACUCCCCCCUCUUUCUUUGUAGGUCGAAGAUGACAAGGGAGUCUUGGUUUCUGUUUUUAAGGCCCAGAGCUGAGAUGAAGACAGAAGGCAGAGAGAGAGAGAGAGAGAGAAAAAAAAGACAAUUGGAGAGACAGGAUGAGAGAAAGGGAAUGACAACGAGGUGUCAGCAAGGGGAAGAUUGAAAAUGGUGACAAUAGGUGUUAUAUGUGUGUGUGUGCACGGCUGUGUGUGAGGAUUAGCAUGAGGCGGAUAACAGCAAACAACCCCGGGUUAUUUACCGAGCCCUCGGAGGGACCGGACAGGCCAGCGCCUCCUCUCUCCGGCGCGCGAUGACGCUGACGAGCGGCUCAGGGCGCAUGACAUUUUCCCUUUUUCCAGCAGUUUUCUUUUUUUUUCCCUCUACAUUCCUGACCUUUCCAGCCAGCGCUGCGAGCGCCGGUGGGCCUCGCGCAGUCGAAAAGGGAAGAAGGGUUGACAGAGAUAAGGGCUCCCGAGGUGGUGCCAGUCGGGGUUAGGCCCGGGCUCGCCAAACGGUCGAGGCGGACGCCAGCGGCCGGGGGGGAACUCGAGCUGAGUGUAGAGCAGCGGCGACUGAACGGACGGGUUCUGAGAAAUCGUCCCAAACUCAAAACACAUGGUUGCGAUUUAAAUGUUUACACUGUCGGGACUUUUAAAGGGUCUGUUCGUCCGCGUUACGAAAACACUCGCACCGACGAAACCACGGGCAGAUAAGCAGACGAUCAGAUGCUCUGCCCGGUCGAGUCUUUGGUUACAAGCUCCGACUUUCUGCUGCAGGAACUCUUCUUUCACAGACAAACUGAGCUGAAAUUGUGCCACUAAGCGACACACUGCUAAGGUAUCCACUUGCUCUUCCUCAUUUCGGUUCCUGGGAACACAUUAUGAAACAUGAGUCAACUGUAUUUCACGUAUCUCUGCUGCAUUACUUAAUUUUAAAGUCCAGUCUCUCUAGAGUGAGAGCUGUUUUCACCUACACAAUAUUAGGCGAGUGGUCGUAAUGUUAUGCCUGAUCUGUGCGUUGUCUCAGUGCUUUGAGUGGUGCAUAGCCGUGAAUCAAGUUGUAUUUACCGCAUGUGAGAUUGCUGUUUUUUUGUCCAGUACAGUGGAGCUGGAAUGAAUCAUUGCGGUGACUGCAUAAUAUUAGCGCAGGCUGUGAAUGAUUUUCAGAGGAAUCGAGUCUUUUGGCAGAUUCUUGUUCCGAGGAAACUUGUUCACUGCGUCAACAGUGGAUUAGAGGUAGGUAUUCAUGAUGUGCAAAGGCAUGUUGCUUUAAAUUUCUCUAAGCUCCACCAACGAAUACAUUCAUAUCACCGGUGGAUCAGGCGGACUGUGCGUAAUAUUGAAAGGAUUACUCGUAGAGAUGAAAAGUGACUCAGAGACACGGCCCAGCUCAAGCGAGCCGCUGAGCUCCGUGGGGCUGUUUUGCAUCUUUGAGAUCACUGAUUUGGUUUUAGCCAAAGUUUUAAUGUUUCCACAGACCUUGUUUCCAUCGACAGCCUCUUUGUUAAAACCCAGCGCGUGAAACAUGAUCAUCACAUGCAAAUUUAGCAGCUAGCUGCUUAUGACACGGGAUGACUUAGUAGUCACAAAGCAGUGCAUUAACACCAUAGACAGCAUAGAUGACAUUAGGAAAUUAGGCCACGCCCCCAUUUGGGUGAAAACAGACCACUAAAGGUAAAUACACCUCCCUCCGUAGUCAGUUUUUAUUUUGUGUUGCUCUGCUGUCGUUACUCAGACACAUGUGUGAAUAGAAAAUAAAAUUUACAGCCUUCCAGUCAGCAGUCCCUACUUUUUAUUUUUUAUAGCGUGAUAAGCUAAUAUUAGCAUCGUCAUGAUUAAGUGUUUGCCGCAAACGUACAGCGACGAUCAGGAUCCCACGGCUUUGCAUCUUUGUCCACCUGCUUUAUGGCCUGAAGACACACAUUUAUUUGGUUUUCAUCCCUCACUCUUGAGGGGAGCAGAGAAAAUCUCAUAGUUUUAUUUUUUAAAUGGUUUGAAGGACAGUACACAACGUAACUUCUCCUCUGUUUUCACCCAUAAGGGGGCGUGGCCUUUUCAGUGACGUGGGGUUACUCUGUUCCAUAAAGAUGGACGACGGAACUGCUUCUCAAAAGUGAAGCCAAAGCAAGUAGAGCUCCCUCUGGUGACUGGCUGCAGUACAGGUCAUAAGCUCCACCUCCUCCAUGUUAGUGGGCGGGACUUGAGCCAAACUAAAACACUAAAAUACACAAUUUUUUUCUCUCUUUCCAAGGAUGGUUUCUGUUAUUUUAGGUAGUUAAUAUAACGUUGAUGCACGUUCCAAGUGACAUUUUUGGAUAAAUUUAGCUUUAGUUAGUUAUUUGACGCUAUAGAAACAGGACGUGACAUAAUGGCGAAUACCAGUUGCCAUGCCAACCGCUCCAUAAACUGGUUCUGUGCGACAAUGAGAGUUGUAGAAUACAGACUCUGUCUCCAAAACUGCAAGAAGGGGCUGUGUGCAUCCUCAGGAAAACAGUAUUAGUUUGGCCGAUGCAGGGAAGUGGGGACGCGUUGAUUACAUAUUUAUAUACAGUCUAUGCUCAAUGCAGAUCGUGUUUUCACGAUCUGCAUCACCUUCGUUGCAGGAGAUAUUUUAAGAGUAAGUACCUAAAAAUACCAUGUAAGCAGAGAUAUCAGAUGCUUUUCUUUUUUUUCUUUUUUUUUUUUGUAACGUGAGAGACCUUUGACACGAGGCGGUCAGCAGUGGAGAAAGUCUCCGGGGUGGUGUAAUUGAAGCACUCGCAGACUGCAGUCUCUGAGCUAGCGGCUGAAAAACCUUAAAAAGCCCAUGAGUCAGUCUUCCACUCUCCUUCAGUGGACUUAUCACUGCGAUGUCACUAUCUGAGGGAGCUCUGAUUCUGACAGAGACUCGGCGUCGGCUCGACAGACUGCGGCCGCUGCGACCGGGAGAGUCAGCCAAGAGAAUAAUAGAGCUUUUCUGUUGUGAAGCUGUGCAGCACGAUUUCCUGCUGCUAUGUGAUCACGCUCUUAUUUAUCUGCGCCUCUUGCUCAUUUAUUGUCUCAGUAACAGAAGGAAAAUGGUGCACGAAAAUGUCCCCCGUUUCGUUUUUUUGACAGCUUUUCGCACCACCAUCAUUUUGGUCCGAACCUGUGCACUUUUCACCCCGCCCGCCCCCGUCACACAUCCUGUCCCUGCAGCUAUUUGGGUUAUUAUAUAACAGCUCAGCAUUCUUGUUUUGGUGCAGUCGUCCAGUUAACUUGCUCUUAGCCCGCAACCGUGUGAAAAACCGAUUCAAAAUCGUAAUAUUUGCAGAAAGGGAAAGCUGGUUGUUUGUCUGGCUGCUUCCAACGUGAGGCUCCAGGAAGUAGACAUGAGGCGUUGUCACAAGCUGCACUUUAAUUGCACAAUCUCCGGUGUCGUACGGUCGCUUUCUCUGUUUCACAACUUGUAAAUCCUUCCUUUUGUUCCUGAACCGACCAACCGAAGAAAGAGCCAAAUGCUUUUAAGCAAAAAAAAAAAAAAAAAAAAAUCAGGAAGUUUAUUUGGCUCAAAAUAGCUCAGUGGCCGGUACAGCAGAGCUUUUUAGAUCCACUGUUGAUUCUCCAGAAAUUGAGAGCAGAGCAGGCGGCUCGUUGUCAGAACGACGUGGCCCUGGGCUCGUCUUUGAAACAAUCCUUUCUAUUUUCAGACGGUUCACAGAGAGGUUAAAGGAGGCUUUUUAUUGCGCACGACAGUCGUGGAUUAUUUAAAAUGUCAUCAAACUCACUUUUAACGUGGUUUUUCUGCCUCUUCCUUUUUGUGUCUGCAAAAUCGUAUUCACAGGCAUUUUUUGUAUUUAUCUGUGUUUUUUUUUUUUUUUUUUUUUUUGUCUGGCUCUUGCUUUCCUCAUUGUCAAGCCUGAGCGUGACAGAGGGUGUGGCGCGGAGGGCAACAGUAACACACCGAGACCAGUCACACCAAGAACCACAGUCUUGCCUAACCAACGUGUUUGCACAUGUGCAGCGAGGACGCGCAAACACGCAGUCGCAACCACCAGGGCGCCCUCUGACAGAUCAGCGCACAGACGAGGCCAUUGCAGUUGGCAUCCGACUCGUCACAAGUCCAACAGAUCGAUCGCGCACUCUCUCGUAGCAACUGCCGAACCGCCUGUCGCUCGGCUUGAAAAGUUUCCCCCCGGAGCUUUAGAGACGGCGUGAGGGGCAGGAAACACAGCACGAUUGUGUGUGUGUGUGUGUGUGCACAGUUGUCAGCAGUGCAUGUCUGAAUGUGUUUUCCAGGGUCGUGUGGGGUGAGGAGGUAUGCGGCCGUGGAAUGAGUCAACAAGUGGUUCUUGGAAUACAGCAACCGAAAAGCUUUUAAAGAAGUCAGUGGCUUAAACACAAGCCUGGAAGGGAGAGGGAAAAAAUAGCUGGAUUGUCGCUGAAAACUUUAAAACGCCAACUCAGAAAAAAAUAAUGUAAAAAAAAAAAGAUAUUAAGCUAAAACAAAACCAAAAAUUCUUAAUGAGGAUUUAAACUUUUCACAAUUUCCCUGCCAGCUGCUAAAGAGCAGCGGUUCGAGGCCGUGUCGGUUCGUGCGGCCCCCGUUCACUCGACGACCGCUCCGCGCGGACAAAACUCAAAUAAACAAGUUGUCACUUCCAGCUUUCUUUUAAGCGUUCACUUCGGCUGGCUCAGACAGAAGUCCUCGGGUGCACAGUGCAGAGAUUCCAUCUUCUUUAAUCCCGCCAUUAAAGUCAGCCUCGAUGUGUUUAGACUGGCUUUUAGUUUGAGCAAAGAGCAAAUGUUUCCAGCACUCUCCCCUUUUUUUUCCCUCUUCUUUUGUUUCUGUUAAUUGUCUCGUUCUCGCCACUCAGUUAUUUGUCUUUCCUGCAUUUCUGUUUACCCGCCGCUGCACCGCCAAGCCCCGACCUUUGUCGAGACGGACUGGGCCGCGCUCGCGAAAAGGCCUGUGAGAAAUCCCCCUGGUUCAAAAUCAGUUUCAAGCACUUCCUCUUUGGAUAUUUUUAGAGCAUUUCUGAAGAACACGUUAAUCAAAGACAACAGGGAACGUGUCACAACAAUCUGGAGGUGUGAUGAUCAGUUACAUGUUGCGUCAUUUUCAACUCGGGUUAAAUCUUUUACAAAAGGACAUGGUGGAGUACACCGAUCAGCCACAAUAUUAAAACCACCUGCAGGAGAAGUGAAUCAACAUUGGCCGUCUUUUCACAAUACAAGGUUCUGCAACAAAUAAACGGAUAUAAAUGUACUGAAUUACUUAUUUAUUUAAUAAUUGUUUUAGUUGCAGAUAUUCCAUGUAGCUGUGGAGUUCGUUGGCUGAGGUAAUGUGUAAUAGCUCCAGAGAGCCGAUGCUUUUGUAUGGCGUCACUCACAGUGCACAGCAUAGAAUGAGACUGAGUAGCGGUUCAUUUGGGCCGAAUGAACACGACAAUCACAGCCAAUCUGUUUGAGACCGAAUCAACCACGCUGCGACUAGAGAUAGAUAGCUUGCCUAGGCUCAGUGGUUAGCGCUGAUGCCUCCCAGUGAGAAGGUCCAUGUUCCCCCUGUGUUGGCAUCAGUUUUCCCACCUCCAUAGACCUGCUCGUUAGGCUGAUUGACGACUCUAAAUUGACCCUAGGUUGGAGUGUGAAUGCUUGUUUGUCUCUGUGUUAGCCCUGAGAUAGGCUGGAGACCCCGCCUCUCGCCUGAUGUCAGCUAGGAACGACUUCAGCAACCCCCACGACCCUAGUGAGGAUAAGGUGGUAGUAGAAGAUCAGGUGAGAUGAGACUCCCCCACCCAGCAGUCCACCUGAUGCAUCUUUGGCAGAGAAAGCGCCGGGUGAAAAGGUCACAUCUGAAGGGAUGGGACGAACCAGAAGCUUGUGCUUUUAGACUUUCCACCGGUCUCAGUCUGAGACCUCAGACUGAGAUUCAGCCCCUAGCGCCGCUCCUCUCUGCUGCUUCUUCAUGAUCACACGCCGAUCAGCUGAUUCCCACUUUCAUCUCACUUCGCGGGCGUCCGCUUCUGCAGCUCUUUUCUCGCCACUUCAAUAAAAUGCGCCACUCCGCCUCCUCCACCCUUCACGUCUUUGUCCCCCGUCCUUCACUGUGUUUACAUAUAUUUUAUUAACUCAGUCAGCGGGGCGAUAAACCCCUUUAGAGUUAUCUCGCUUGCGUUGAGGUUGUAAUCGCAGAAGCGGAGCUCGAUUUCAGAGCUCAACUUCCUCUUGGCACCUUGGCAGCUUCCCAAUGAUAUGUAUAUUUUUUUUGAGAACUCACAGUUUCGGCAGAGACACUAAACUCUUGUAGGUGGCAAAAAAAAAAAAAAAAAAAGAUCUUAUUUUUAUCACAGUUUAACACUACAAGAAGUGCCAAAGAAGUUAGUUGAUGUUGUCGUUCAUAGAUCUGCUGGUUUAUUCCAUUAUCUUAUAUUGAACUCAAACGUGUUCAUAUUGAUGGAAAAACAAAAGAAAACUCCUGGUGUCCCUCAAAGCAGUGGUUCACUGGAAAGGGAACUAAUGACUGAAGAAAAAAUGGAAAAAUCAUGCAGAAAAAUGCAGAAAAAAGUCCAGGUCCAGGCGCUCAGACGGGUCCGAAAAAAGUAAAUCAAUAAACGGCCGGUCUCAAUCGGCCUUGUUAUCGCUGCCAUAGUUGCUCAUUACUGCAAAGUUGUUCCCUGAAUUAAAAUUCAUCCUUAAUCUGUGUCAGUAGUAGCUCAACGUUUAAUCUCUUUCUGUUGAAUUUGCUGUUGUAGCUCAGCCCGUCUCCCUGUGAUCACACACACACACACACACACACACACACACACACACACACACACACACACACACUCAGCCUCUGGCUCUUUCCUCGUUCACGUCUUCCAAUGCAUUCCUCCUCCUCCUCCACAUCUCUUUCUCUCUAUUUCCGUCUCCCUCCUUCGUUCUCCACCUCACAUCUGAAGCUGCACAGCUUCCUGCUGCACCACUAUUGCUGCACUAUUUUUUCUGCACUACCCCCCCCCCACCACCACCUCCACUUCCUCUCACUUUCACUUGUUAACUGCUCCUCUUCCUCCCUUUAGCUGUUUCUCUUUUAUUCUCCCCCCCCUCGAUUCGAUCAUGACCUCCUCCCUCCCGCCUUCCGCUCCCUGAUCACACUUCUCCUCGAGCGCCUCUCGGUCGACCUGCAAAUUUAAAACGGAACGAGCUGCGUUCAGGUGCGGCGCCCUGCGCCAUUAACCCCCCCCCCCCCCGUCUGGUUUGCCUUGGGUUUUGUUGUUGUUGGACUUUUCAGCCAUGCCACGGGACAACAGUGGACGCGAUGGCGCCGCCCCCUCGGCCCGUCAGGCCUUAUUUACUGCCUGGACUGAUGCAAAGUCCAUGAGCCAAGAUGGAACCUCUCUAAUGGCUCCCAUCUUCCUGUUUCCCUAACAACAAUGGAUGGAAGCCACGCAGACAAUAGUAGCUUGCCACCGAAUCCUAGUGUUUGGCUUUUUUGGGUGUUGACCUACUUUAGUUAAUCCCAGUCGUGUGUGUGUGUGUGUGUGUGUGUGUGUGUGUGCGCCCGUGCAUCAUGUGUGGCUCGUUGACUGGACCGAACCCCUAUUGGUGGUGGAGCAGGUCGUUAGCCGGCUGUCUGAUUUUGUUAAAUGUAAAGCUGCUUUCAGCUGGAGUGGAUGCGAGCUGAUGGAAGAUGGCAGCAGCAGCAGCAAAAAAAACAAAACAAAACAAAACAGAAAAUGCAUCGAACGCGAGCAGGUGCGCUCUCAACAAAGGCCGCCUCUUGCUGGGACGCGUAUUCGGGAUCAGUGGAGGAGCCUCACGUGCGUCUGCCGCCGUUUCAUUUUCUCCCACGCAGGCAGACGCCGUGAGAGCCGCGUGCUCAGCAGGUAGAGAUCAUACCGACCCACGCUGAUGCACCGCCGCCGCCGCCACCGCCGCCGCCCCUCAAACUCGCUCUCGUGAGCGCACACAAACAAAACUAAUGACUUCAGCCACAAAUAGAAGUCCUGGCAGCAAGCAAUUCUCUGUUCGGCGGGCGUCUGAGAGGAAGACAUGGGGAUGGGGGGUGGGAAAGAAGCGGAGGGGGAAAGAAAAUGUAAAAAAAAAAAAAACACAGAAUUGGUGUUUUCAUCCGUUCUUGAAAAAUAAUGACACACCUGGGGAAAGCGUUGCUACGGGGAAGGCAUCUUUGUUUACCGCCGGGGUUGAUCCGCCGAACCCUGUCAUUAUCACAGAUGUUGCACAAAAAAAAAAAACACAGCGGCGUGAGUCAGCCGCAGUCAUCCACACGAGCUACCAGGAGCCAGGCCAGGUGUGACGGUCGGCCUCUUAGCUUCCAGUGGAGUAGAAGUGAGUGGGUGUGGCGGGACGAUUCACACCUCGAAAGGACUGGAGGAGCUUUUUUUACGAGAGCGUUGCUCAUUUGUGGAGACGUGGGACGGACGCAGAUUUUUCUGCUACAGAUUUAUAACUGAGAUACCAGUUUUUUUUAUUUUUUAUUGUUAUUAUUACUAUUUAAUCACAGCUCGCUCGCACUGCACCAGAAAGUGAGACGGCAUCAGCGCUCUCUGCAGGGAGCCGCGUAACUUUCCAGGACAAAGCAGAUUCUGGAAAGGGACGGUGGAAAAACUCGAAUCCAGGUCAGGGACGGAGCGGAGGAGAUAGCGACGAUGAUGAGAGGACGGAGAACUAGAAUGUCCCGCAGCAUCGCAGGGGGAGAGGAAGUUUGCAGCAGUAGACUGGAAGCGGCUGCUUGCGUGGGCUCAUUGGGAUAAUUUCUCCAGUCAUGCCUUGGCAUAGAGGUUCCUGGGUGUCCCUGAGUCUUCAGAACCCCCCCGCACGAUGCCAGCGGUUGCUCUGUUUGAUGAAAAUGCGGCGGCACAGGGUGUUCUUGCUCUGCACGGUGGGCCUGUGCGUCAUCUCCUUCCUCCACUACUACAAGGCCCUCCACUACGUCUCCCUGCUGCGCGAGCUCUCCGCUCCGUACCCCAACAUCAAGUCCUUCAUCAUGGUCACGGGCUUCUUCUGGAGGGAGAAAGGCGCGGCCUCCACCCCGCUAAGCCCCGCCUCUCCAGAGGAGGCCCCUCCCCUGCCCGGUCUCCACCAGUUGGAGGCCAAAGUCAGAGGCGCGGCGGGUUCUGUGGAAGGAGGGGGAGGGCUGGACCUGGGGGUCAAAGGGGUCAUGGUUAGGGUGGAGUCAUGGAAGAAGGAGGAGCCAGCGCCUCCUCGCCCUUGGGAGAAACCAGUGAAAAAACAUGACAUACAUGAGAACGAAGUUGAAGAGGAUUUGAAAAUGCGGAAUCCCGAUCACCUGGAUAAACCUGUCAAGCCAGUCCCACCAGAAAAACAACUAAUGGGAAAAGAGCACCAGGUGAUAUUUCUCCAGGAUCAAUUCAUGGACCCCUUAAAGUUCCUGGGAGACCUCCAUACCCGCACUCAUCACCUUCAAGAUGACAAAACUCCUUACUUUGUCCGCACCAAAGCUGGAGCACUUUGCUUCAGGCAAGGGACAGAGGUGGCCACCCCAAAAGAGUACUCUGGAAAACAAGGGGGGGCCGCGGCCAAUGAAGUUGUGGAAGUUGGUCGACCUGUUGCUGCAGGGCACCGGAAAACUCUGGAGCUCCAGCAGCAGCCCUCCAUUCCUCCAAAAGCUAAGACGAAGAUCAGGGGCAAGCGUCUGGUCAAGUGUGUUUGCCGGCAGGGAUGGCACGGACCUUACUGUGGGGUUCCCACCAUGGUGCACCACUCCAAUCUGCCAACCAAGGAGCGACUAACGCCCAGGGAGAGCCCGCGGAGGGUGAUCAAUGCCAUCAACGUUAACCAUGAAUUUGACCUGCUGCACGUGCGGUUUAAUGAGCUCGCCCAGGCCGUGGAUCUGUUCCUCGUGUGUGAAUCAAACUUUACGGCCCACGGGGAGAAACGACCUCUUGGUUUCCUGCGGCUCCUUCUCAAUGGUACGUAUGACUACAUACGGCACAAGAUCCUGUACGUGUUCCUUGACCACUUCCCAGAGGGCGGUCGGCAGGAUGGCUGGAUAGCGGACGACUACCUGCGUACCUACCUGACGCGCAACGGCUUGUCCAGGGUGGUGGGAGCGAGAUCCGACGACGUCUUCGUCAUCAACGACGCAGAUGAAAUCCCAGCAUACGAAGGCCUCAUUUUCCUCAAGCUCUUCGAUGGCUGGACGGAACCUUUCGGCAUCCACAUGCGCAAGUCAUUGUAUGGCUUUUUCUGGAAGCAGUUUGGGUCUCUGGAAGUCGUGUCGGGCUGCACGCUGGGGAUGCUCAACUCCGUCUACGAUGGCGACGGGAUCAAACUGCGCCGUCGCGAGUAUUACACCAUGCCGGGUUUCCGCAAGUAUGAAAACAACACUGGGCACAUCCUGGUGCAGUGGUCGGUGGGCAGCCCAUUCCACUUCGCCGGUUGGCACUGCUCCUGGUGCUUCACACCCGAGGGUAUCCACUUUAAGCUGGUGUCGGCCCAGAAUGGAGACUUUCCUCGGUGGGGCGACUACGAGGACAAACGAGACCUCAACUACAUCCGCGAUCUGAUCCGGACAGGGGGCUGGUUUGAUGGCUCCCUGCAGGAAUAUCCGCCGGUGCACCCGACGGAGCACAUGUUUGCCCCCAAGUUCAUGCUGGAGAACUAUGACAAGUACCGCUACCUCCUUGAGAACCCUUACAAGAAAGUCUCCAAACUUAACGAGGGCUAGGAGUUCAAACCGGGCAGCAAUACAUGAAAUAACUGGCGUGGCCCAAGCGAGGCCUCAGCACUGAGUCUUCAGGGGGUCGGAUGGGGCUGGUGAACUACAACUUCCCUUUGGAGUUGAACUAAAUGUCUCUCCACCAGGCAGCACUGAUGUUGCAGGGAUUUCAAAUCUCUUUAAGAAUCAUUAUUUUGGGGUCAAUAAAGGGAACACACUGAAUCACAUCUACCAUGGAUUUACAAAGACGUCGAGAGGAUACAACCACUGGAUGGACAAAAUUACUGAUUUCCUCCCUUUUUGGGGGGUAAGGCCAAGCUGUUUCUGUUCUUGUCACACACCCCCCCCCUUCCCGCCCCCUCCUUCACCCACCGCUUUGUCUGGUGCCUGUUCUCCGAGAGAAAAUGGGCACGCUUCAGAGACAAGGCUAGGGAUAUAUCACAGGUGCGUGAAACCUGUGUAACGAUGAGAAACUUAGACGAGAAGGCUGGUGGUUUUAUUAUUUUAUUUGUUUGUUUUUUUGUUUUUUUGCGUCUGUGUUUACUAAAGUUUACAGACUUGCUGAUGUUUCCGCUCCGCCCUCCAUCCUCGGAUGUCUUCCUGUCAUAUUUGGUGACCUCCUAUAAACAGAUAUUACAUGCGCUUGGUACUCCAGAAGAAAAAAAAAAAAAGACAAGUUCUGGUUAAAGUCCUGCCAGAGAACCUACCACCAAAUCAAAAAGGAACGACUCAGUGGAAACGUUUCAGCUCGUGCAUAUGCUCACACUCAUCUACAUGCACCUUACCUGUUUGCGUGUUUGUUUAAAACAAAAGUGCGUGUGGUCCGUCUUUAUGUCAUGUCGUUUUGAGUUUUUUCGGGGCUAUGAAGGGUGGAUGAGAUCAGCGAGAAUGCUGGAAAUAGGAAAACCAAGAAACAAACAUCCAACUGGGGACUGGGAAGCAAGAUGGAAAGGAGGAGUGUAAUAAGGAAGGAAGAGAGGGGGGAUAAAAAGUCUACUAUUGCAGGGAUGAAUGUGUGUGAAUGUGUUUCCCAGAACUAAUGGACAGCCCUGAAUAAACCGAGCCCUGUUGGUGGCAUCCGAGGUGGUUGUUGCCGUUAUUGUUUGUCAGACUUUUGAGGACGAGAAGAUCAUUCACUUUUCAUCUCUCUGUCUACCAACAAACUGAGAUAACUUUGUUUCCUUGGAAACUAAAGUACGGGAUGGGUGCCGUUGAGAUGAGUGGGUGGGUUCGCAUCAGACAAGGAGCUGCAGUGUUGAGAGGAGGUCAGUCUUGACUGAGGGCCCCCGUGGUUAAAUAUUCUGCUUUCUACUCCGCGAAUUCUGAAAUUGACUCUUAAAAGCCUUUUCUUUUUUCUCAGACAUGCGGCGUUAUAUUCCGCUAGGUCUUGUGUGUGUUUCCUCUAAAGCCCCAUUAACCUGAGGUAUUUUCGUCAUCAUCUCACUUUUCACCUCGUUCACAGACCUGCCUCGACUCUCGCGCCGCCUUGAGAUCCAUUUCGUGUUAAUCCUUGCGAGAAUUUUAAUAAUCGGGGCCUGUUAUCAUGUCAUCGAUUUUUUUUUUCCUCCACCUGCCUCGACGGGACAAGGCAGCCGUUGCCAUGGCGACGUCUUCCCCCUGCCCUCUGAUCACGCGUCUGAACGUUCAGGCACGAUCGUCGUCGUCUUCUCCCGCCGCAGACAGCUGUUGAUGGGGCAGGAUCAGCCGAAAAAGAUCACAACCCCCGCGGGAUCGUUGACGGUAGCUGUGGGCAGAUUGUAAAAACAUACUUUAGCCUGUGGGUGUGUGGCGGUGCGGGCGGAGGCCGGCGGGGGGAAGCUGGGCUCCAUUCCUGCAAUGUUUGCGAUGCCGCAGAGCCGUUAAUAAAGCUGUACACGCAGCAGACGGAUCCACGAACAGCAAGAUUGACUGUAUCUGCCAUCUGCUUCUUUUUUUGAUGCCCUUCUGGGAUUUUUUUCUUCCAGAUCCUGUUUAGCUUCAGGCUACAUGUUGAUUCAAGGUGAAGUGCUCCUUUUGAGGAAUAAAAAAAAAAACUUUUGGGGAGGGAUUUUGUUUGGCCGCUGAGGGGUGAGGAUAAAAGCAUCAAGCUGUACCUUUAAUUUAAGACACUGGUUCACACAAGAUGAUUUGCCUCCAAUGCUAUUUCUUUGAGUCACUCGUUGGAUCGCAGCUCUUUACUAACGUAACGCCGCGUGAAGAGAUUCAGAUUGGAGGCAUUUCCGCCCCCCCCCCCCCCGCAGUUCAUCCGGUUCUCCUCUGAGCUCGUGGCGGGAGAAUGAGAUUAGGCCAACGGGCUGCUGACAGUUGUGUCGGGCCCGCGCUGCCAUAGAGGGGGCGGAGUAGCGCGGUCUGUGGCGCCAGCUGUUAGGGGGGGGUUUGUUGUUGGGAGCCAGAAACAGUCCCAUCCAAAACCCAGAGGGGCCGCAGAGUCAUGAGCUUUAAAUAGGAUUUGACAUGAGACGACAGCGAUGCAGGAUGUGAUGUUGGUUUGGUUGUUUUUUUUGAUUCUGAAUUAGAUUUUCUCCCCCAGUGAUCGAUCGUGAACGAUGUAGCGAAAAUACAGAUGAUGAACUGUAAAAGGAGGAGGGGAACUCGGAUUGUGGGUUAACACUUUUGGAGGCGCUUCUUUUUUCAUUUGCUGAAUCCUUAUCGAGGCAUCUUUCUGGCGUCUGCAGUCAACGCGAAACUAACGAAAGCAUCAGAUCUAAUUAACAGCAAAACACCCACUUCCCUCCGACUUCGUCGAAGCCUCAAAACCACAGCUGUCUUUCCGUCAGUCUUAAAAAUUGAGUGCGUGCUCAGUCUGGCGAGUUCACCCUCACAAAGUUUAACCCAGUGUCAGGUAGUCGAUGGCUACGGUGUUCGGUUCGGUCUCGCGCGGGAUGUUCAAGCUGACUCCAAGCUCUGCAGUGAGGCCGGCACAUCUGGCCAACAGCGUGCAUGUUUGCAUGUCUGCGUGUACGCUACGCAUUUUUGUGUCGUUCUGCGCGGCGGCCCUAGCGGCUCGCGCCAGAUAAGUGUGUCUGGACUGUUGAAGGACAAGCCGUGGCUACUCCGCUUGGCUUGUUGCCCCCGUUAUCACUAUGGCAACAAUCCCCUCGUCGAGUUCCUGCGAUCUCGGCCUGAGGUCGUGAACCGAGAUAGCAGAGAUAACGGAGCGGCAGGAUAAGAGGUGAAGGAGUGCGUAUAACACACAGUCACACAUUCCACUUAAAGAACGGCUAAUGGCGUGAAACCUGUUGUUGCUCAGUAAUUUUCCGUGAGUGUCACAGUGAAGCGGGGCCUUGGCGUGGUGGCGUGGCUUCUUUUUUCAGAGUAAUCUAUUUGAGCAGGAAGGGUAAACAGAAAGCGUCUUUUUUUUUUUUUUCAGCCUAAGCCAGGAUUAAAGAAGCAUGAACGACUCAAAAACAAAACACAGGUACUCCUUCUUUCGCCUCCAUACAAAAAAAAAGCUUGAUGAAUUGAGACAGGAAUCCAGAAAGAGACAUAUCAGAAACAAUCCUUUCAGCGCGGCUCCCAGACGACAGCCUUAUUGGACGGGGCGACGUCGCGACGCGGGGGGAGAGGGGGGGAGGUAACGAGCUCGACCGAGCGGCUUUCAUUUCUCACUUUGAUGAGGGGAGAGUCGUCGCGGCGGCGGCGGGAUGAAAACCGUCCAGAUGAAGGCAGCAGCUCAUCAUCCCCCCGUAAAAGAAAAAUCUAUAAACCUGGUGGCGCUUUAAGCGAAGAUGAGGCCGUGGUGUUGAGGCACUGGAGAGGCCGGCCGAUACAUCCAGGCGGGGUGGCCCCGUCUCGCUCGAGGGAAACCUCGGCAGGGGUCACGGACGUUUGCGCUAACGGGGAAUCUGUUUUUAGCCCUGGCCAGUGCAGGCUGUCAUUUGUAUGCUGAGAUCAAUCCUCAGACCACCGACGCUCUAAUCAGACUUUACACCGUGAGCCAGCGUGUCAGAGGUGUUUCCAAACGUGCUAAUGCAUACACAAUACACUACUGUAGCUGACACGAUGCAUGCAAUGCAUUGCUUUGAAAAAGAAGCAUUUUUAUAAUUUGAUUAAGACCCUGACUGGACAUGAAGACAUCUUUUUCAGACAGAUUGGCCCAACUUCGCUCCAAAACGACUUACGAAUAAUGAGAUUACAACCAAUUAGAGCAAUUAGUCACCACAACAGAGGAGCUUACACAACGUACCAUUUAUUUUACCACCAGAGGCCACGGUCAUAGUCAGUCUGCAGCCUCAUUUGUGCCCAACGUUUCGCUAAAGUCAAACGCUUUGUCUUCUAAUUUUUUGUCUUUUUUUGCGUGUUUUCUCGUGCAGCCGCUCGCUUCACGCGACUGGAGCUGAGGGAAUAAAUUAAGUGCACACUGCAAAAGCUGUUAAGGAAAAGGAAAAGAAAGAGGAGCCGGAGCCGAGCCGCCCGUCGACGCCGUCGCCGCUGCAGCAGACAGGUUCGAGAGUUGCGUUGCUAGGAAACAGCUCGACUUUAUUUGCCUCUCUGCUCCUGAUAUUAGCCACGGGAAAUAACCGUUAGGAGGGUUUCAUGUCUGAGAGUGUGGAGUGGUCUAAACGCUGGAUGGCGAGUGCUGUCAGUGGGUGUUUUCUUUUUUUGUUUUUUUGUUGUUUUUUUUUAGUUUGAAGAAGAAGAAGAAACAUUCACGUCGUUUUUGAGCUGACUCCUGACCUCCAGGGUGUCAGCGUCCUAGUUAACGCCCGGAUGUCAUUUGGUUUAACGUCAUCUUUGGCGAAUUAUCAGCGUCUUUUAGAGUUUGUUUUAGGAGCGAGCGCGUAAUAGGUUAAAGACGACAAAGAGGCUAAGAGAGGAUUUGUGCCUGAAGUGGCCCCGUAAUAUCCAACGACUGCACUUAGCGAAAAUCAGAACCAUCGUUCUAAAUAGAUCUUUAUCAGCCUCGAAAGCCCCCCCCCACAAAUCGGUCCAACCCUCUUUUCAGCACGCGCACACUAACCAUCAACACAUGUUUGUAGCCGUUUAGCACGUGUGUGUAUCCUACACAGAUGUGAUCCUGCAGGCCUGCGUUGCCCCCCUCCCUCCCCUCUACACCCUCUCCACCAUCAUGCCCCCCCUUCAUCUGUUGUUGUGCUCACAGUGGAGCCUACUGGCUGCUCGUCUAUGGGUUUCACAUGCCUUCACGGCUCUGGACCCCCGCCAUUGAUCUUUUCCAAGAAACAUUAGUAGAGAGCAGGGCCGGAAAUCAAAGUGGGGGGAGAGAGUGUGGGUGCAGAGACGGGAGGGUCCAUUUUACUGGGGUCCCUUUUUCGCCUUUGUUCUCCCAAGUAAUUUCCUGCUUCUAUUCUUGUUCGACGUCUCCUACGUCGGCCUGCGAAAAAUGCAGCUUCCCCCGCGUCUCCGCGCACAAGUGCUUCUUUUGUCGACUUUGGGCUCCUGAAGGUUCCUCGGCGAGAACGCCACAGCCAAAUCAGGCAGAGCACUUAAAGGCUUCGAAUCAAGUCGAGGCGUUUCGAGGUAUUAAAGGAGGAAUCCGAAACGGGGGAACGCGUCUCCCAAUCUCGGGCUGUAAACAUGUUAUUAUUCUCUUCAUGGAAGCGGCGGAGAGAGAGAGCGUUCGCAUUCCGCUAACUGAGCAAUCACAUCCACUCCCGACAGCUGCACUGAUGUGUCACCGCUGAUUGGAAAGUGCUCCUUCUUAAACCACAAGCACUGCCUCUGAGCAAGUCUCUAACCUCCUUAUUUUUUGUUCCUCGAGUCCUUCAGGUGUUAAUUUGGUAACAUUUCUACCUGUUAAAAAAAAGGUGCGUUCACUCAAAUCUCAAAAUUCCCACUUGUCUCCGAUGCUACAGAAACUGAAUUUUGUGUAUCAGGGCUAGAAAAAGGACUUCAGAGAAAGACUGAGAAGAAAUUAUAUUCCCUUUGUUGAGCGUUAACAGAUUAGAGGCGGCGAUGAAUAGGAAAUCAAUCACGAACACUGAACUCCACCACCUCUGUAAACACGGAACGGCGGGAAUUUCGAGGAGGCGCGGCAGGUUUCUCUCGGUGCUUCUGAGUCUGCGGCUCGCGGGUGUGUUCCAGGACAGAUUGCCGGCUUUGGGUCAGGAGUCCAUAUGCUGUGACACGGCAGAUCAAAAAAAGAUGAAAGUCAGCGUGGCGCCACGGCGACAGAUGGACGCGCGCGGGAAAAAAAAAAAAAAAAAAAGACCGGCCGACACCACCUGGCUGCAGAUCAGAUGCCGUCGGAGCCCCGGGAGGAAGGGAUGAUUGAAAAUGUUUGUGUGCGACAGACAGAGUGAUAUAUGUGGCUAAAAUUACACAGACAUGGAUGUCGUCCUUCGCGUUUAUUGUUCCGGCUAAAGCCCCUGCAGCUUGACUUCAGAUUAAAGUAUUUCUACUUAAAAUGAAUUAUUCCUGACCAAAAAUAUGCAGCAAAAAAGUAGAAAAAAAAAGUCUAUAACUGUGAAACAUCAUUCCCUUUCAUUACCUUAUUUAUUAAGAAUUUAAAGAGUCAUUGCAGAAUGUUUGUCUCCCCCUUCUGGCAGUGAGAGUCAUUACACAAAUACGGUUGAUGUGUGCCAAACAGCUUUAUCAGUGCUCUCCAUUGAUAAAAAUUCACACCAAGUAAAUGAAAACAAAAAUAUUAUGUAUAAAGAAGUUGACUUGGGGGAAAAAAAAGGGGGCACCUUUAAUUUAAUAUUCUUGACAACUUCUUCCCCCAUAACAGUUUGUUCUAUCAGCAGAUUAAUGUGUGGGUCUGCACAUGCUCUUGUCCGCGGAGGUUUGUGAUCUGCUUUGUAACUCGAGCCGCGCUCCAAACUUCGCCGUUCCUUCACCGCCGGGCCUGCGCCGAGGCGGGUUAGAGAAAAAGGCAACCAGAGGAGAGGGAAGAGUGAGAGGGGAGGGAGGAAAAAAAAAAAAAAAAAAGGAGCGCGAGCCUCCAGAGGGGUUUGAAUUCCCCGCAAUCAGAAACAGAGACGGAGUUGGAAAAGGGGGGGAGGAAGAGGGAGGAAUCCUUACGAUCACGGCCUUUCCACAUUCGUGCUCUCUGCCCUUUUUUUGUUUGUUUGUUUGUUUUUCUGUUGCACUUUCUCUUCCUCUUUUUUUUCAUUAAAGUUAAAGUCAGAUCGAUGCGGGGUUUUUAAAAUAGCUCACGGAGGGAGAAGUGGAGGUGGAGGUGACGAGCGUCUCCGCUUUUCUAUUUAACUUUCAUGUGUAACCUCAUCCACUUUGGCAGCUCUUUAUUUAAUGUCUUUUGAAGGCAGAGUGUGCGCAUGUGUGUGAAUGUGUACGCUCAUAAGCACUGUCUCAGCUCUACUACUAGAAUAGACGUCCACUCCGGCCCACACAUAUUUUGCCUCCUUUGAUGCCGUGAACAGGGGGUGGGGGGGACUUCACCCUGUGGCGGCCAUCUUGUUUGCUCUCUGGGCCUGAUUUACUUCUUCUUCUUCUUUUUUUUUUUUGUCGCGAGAUUAGCAGCAUCAGAUAACCACUAGAUUUAUGGGACGCUCGUGUUUCACAGAGGAUUAUUCACACGUGUUGGUUUUACUUUUACCACUACUACUAAUUACAUCUCAGCCAAUCUCAAACACACACACACACACACACAGAAGAGCCUGUUUUUUGUUUUUGUUUGUUUUUUUAUUUUUAUUUUUUUGGAGUUUUUUGAUUGUGGCCAUGCCCUCUGCCGGUCAAACAUUCAGACUACUGUAAGCGCUCUGUUCGUGUCCUCGCUGUUAUGUGAUCGCUAUGAAGGCUGUUCAUUGUGUGACCAAAAAAAAAAAAAAAAAACCCACACAUUUUCAUCUUCUUCGCUCAGUCACUCAGAACCGGUUUGAGCCGGAGUCCUGACCCAAAAGCAACCCAGGACACGGAUAAAAAAAAAAGAUAUCCUCAUCUUUUAUUUAAUGUUGUGUGUUUGGUUUUUGUUUUAUUUUUUAUGUUCUGCUCCUUUUAUCAAGGAUUUCCUCUUUGAUUCGUUCACUCCAACUACACAAAGAUGUCAGAAACAAACAAAAAAAAAGCUUUUUAUUUCAGUCGCUUAUGAAAAGCUUAUGAAUUGCACCUUAUUGGAGGGAUGUGUUUUCGAUUUGUUUUUUAAUUUUUGUUAAGUGAUGUAACCGAUUACUGGUCAGGCAAUAAACAGGGUUUUUUUUUUUUUUUUUAAUGGUUAUUAAUCCCAUGUUUUCAUUACAAAUGAAUGUCUGAUGUCGGAGAGCUUCACUUGGCAGCAUCGGAAAAAUAAGCCAGAGAGCGGCGAGCAUGCAAAAAGCCCAACGGAAACCCCCCAACGUUGUUGUGAUAACAGGUUUUAAUUUUCAAGUUUGCUCCAUAAAACUGGUGACCGUUGAGAGAAGACUAAUAAAACAAUGUUAAUCCGACACGUUUCAUGCAUAUAAGAACCGACUCCCUACCGACAGCCUGCACAGAUAAAAAAAAAAAAAAGACAGAGCAGACUGAUUUCCUUACCUAGUGUGACACAGUGACCACUACGGGGCGAUCUCCAUAUACACCACCCAUACACAAACACUUCCUCUGCCUUCCGUCCAUCUUGUCCUUGAAAAAGGAGCAAAUAAAUAAAUAAAUCAACAUGGUCAAAAGACACACAGAGACGGACCUGAGGAGUCCAGGCCUGACAGAUGACUGUCUCUCAGCGUGGUUCUGUCUCUGUCCCCGGGGGCAGAGUUCUGUCUGCAGCCAAUUAACCAACAGGGCUGGUUGCCAGUCCCACAUCCAUAUAAUCCUCUCCACCCUCCCUCCUGCCGGUUUGCCAGAAAUAGCCCUCCAGAUUUAAAGGAAUGAAAAAAAAAUUAAACAUGGUUUACAAUGUGAAAGAGCUUUUUUUGUUGUUGUUGUUGUUGUUGGUGUUGUGUAUUUUUUUAUUUUUUAUUUUUUGGGAGGGGAGAGGGUACAUUUGUUGGAUCUAAUCCUGAUGAAAUUGAGCAGGCUGCAGCACUUUGUCUUUGUGUCUUUUUUUUCAUUAUUUUUUUUUACUUCAUUUUCAUGGAAAAUGUGGAGAAAUCGCAACCUAAAAAGAAAACGCCAACGAAGCAUCGUGACAUAGUCCAAUAACACAACCUGUAUCCCCCCGGCCUUCAUGUCCCCCAUGCACUGAUGAUGAUUGUAAAUGUUCGCAUAGGUUUAUUUUUUAUAUCAUGAUUUUGAUUUAGUUUCCUGGGUUUUAUUUUUGUUAUUGUUAUUAUUAUUGUUUGUGCUUUCGUUUUGGUGGGUCUCUGCAGGAGGAUGUGUGUGUGUGUGUGUGUGUGUGUGUGUGUGUGUGCAAGAGACAGAAGAGGAAAAGGAGACUGGGUGUGUUGCUUUGUGGCUCUUCGGCCCUUUGCCUGUGUUCAUCAUUGUGCCAGUGUGUUCAGGUGUUCCCUUGCCUCUGCACCCAUUCAUCCGAAUGAACAGAAGAGGACAAGGAGGAGGACGCAAUUUUUCCCCUCGUGAAAUAAGGGUGGUUGUCGGGUGUGGGGGAGACUAACGAGAGAAAAUACUUUAAUUUUCUUCCUCUGCCGGGUCUCAAAGAAGGGUGUACAUUUCUAAGUUAAUUGAAAAUGAUGAUUAAAAAAAAUGAAUAAAAAACACUCAUUUGUUCUCUAUAUGAAUGGCUGUAUGUUAACCAUGAACAAGAAGUAAUGAGUUCUAUGACAAAGACAUAUAAUAAAUUAAUUUUAAAAAUUUUAAA
Molecule: messenger RNA, 21360 nt
Organism: Mugil cephalus (flathead mullet)
Lineage: Eukaryota; Metazoa; Chordata; Actinopteri; Mugiliformes; Mugilidae
Gene: mgat3b
Product: beta-1,4-mannosyl-glycoprotein 4-beta-N-acetylglucosaminyltransferase b
Exons: 6
Coding region: 9795-11720 (641 amino acids)
Biological process (GO): N-acetylglucosamine metabolic process; protein N-linked glycosylation
Cellular component (GO): membrane
Molecular function (GO): beta-1,4-mannosylglycoprotein 4-beta-N-acetylglucosaminyltransferase activity
Source: RefSeq, a predicted model, not a curated record